AGAAGAAUCUGUUGUGUAAAUUGAGUAGCAGUAGAGGGCGGUAUGACCUUCUUGUGUAUGGUGUAUGAUCCAUACUCACGAAGUAAAGGAAGAAGAAGACGCUGCCAAAUAUGGGCAAAACACCACGGCUGUUAGCUCGCUGUGCUAGCUUCAUAAGUGGGCGUACGAGCUAGCUAGUUUGUGAAAAAUAACGAGCUCAUUACUUUUGUGAACAUUAUCCCUUAAAAUUAUGAUAUUGUUGCACUUUAUAUUUUGUAACAAAAAUUGAAUUCAACACCGAGAAAAGAUAACUUCGCUAACUUUCCGUACUGCUUGUUGGCAACAGUCAGAGCUGGCUAAGUUGUGAGAGGUAUUUGAGUGAAGGGGUUAAUCCUAAAAGAGCGCAGACAAGAUGUCAGUGGGUUCCCCCUACCACACACCUCCUCCUCCUCCUCCUCCUCCUCCUCCAGGUCCACCACCUCCUCCAGCCUCAACGGCCAAGAAGAAGAAGCUGUAUCAGACUAUAGCCAGUAGCAGGAGUCCUGUGGAGGGGAACCACACAGAGGCCCGCUUACUGCUCAGUCAGAGGGAGAGCAGUUUUAGGAAGGACUUGCAGUGGAUACUGGUGAACACAUACGUGCCCUCCCUCAUUCAAGAUGGUCCACAGUGCGGCCUGGUGGCUUUGUGGAUGUCCGCUCACCUUCGACAGCCCCAGCUGAGUAUUGACAUGGAAAACUGUGUUCAGACGGCUCUCAGCAGGGGAUACACGGCACAGGGUGAAAUGUUUUCAGUUGACAACAUGGCCCUGCUGGCAGAGGAGGUUUGUGGCUGUAAGGCGGAGCUGCUGUCAGGGGGUUUGAGUGGGAACAAUGCUGCAGCCAUCAUCGCCCACCUGUGGGGGAGACAGCCUGUCCUCAUCCCAUAUGAUGAGGACUACAACCAUGAGCCGUGCCAGCGCAGCGGACACAGGGCACACUGGGCAGUUGGUUCAGGUGUUCUCCUCGGUUUGGACCAGGGGAGCGUAAGCAAGGAGCACACUCACCCUGAUCCCACUCUGCCCUGGCUCUACCUCGCCGUGGACAGCAGCUCUUCCUGUCCUGUUGCUAGCACAGCGGUCAAAGAGGACAUCCUGGCUAAGCAGGGCAAAAGCCUGCACUACCAGCUGUGGAGUCUGGACAGCGUAGCUCAGAGCAACCAGCAGCUGAGGAAGAUGGACCCUCAUAGAGCUAAUGACGGGACCCAGUACGUGGUUCCUCAGGGAGGGGUGGAAGCAGGGGCUGGAAAGGCGGUGUUGCUCCACACAAGGACACAGAAGCAACAAUGAGUGUGACGCUGUACUCUUAUCUGUAAAACAAAGUAUACAAGCGGAAGUUUCUGAGACCCCUAACACACUGAUCUGUUGAGGCGUAACGGUGUACUCUCAUCCAGUCCAAUGUGAUUAAUACCAGUUUAACCCCAAAUCUGUAACUACCUGACUUUGAC
This is a messenger RNA of Etheostoma spectabile (orangethroat darter), 1461 nucleotides long. RefSeq names its product UPF0692 protein C19orf54 homolog. The record is from RefSeq and is a predicted model, not a curated record. Lineage: Eukaryota; Metazoa; Chordata; Actinopteri; Perciformes; Percidae.